This is a messenger RNA of Caenorhabditis elegans, 842 nucleotides long. NCBI's taxonomy places the organism in Eukaryota, Metazoa, Nematoda, Chromadorea, Rhabditida, Rhabditidae. The record is from the annotation of a RefSeq genome assembly.
AUGUCCGAUUUUUCAGGCGACUUUGACUACAGUGAAUUUGAGAGUUUUAUAGCAAUAGCAGAGUUUGCCAAAAAUGCCGAAAAAGUUCAAUUUGUCAUCGCGAUUCUUGGUUUUUCAAUGAAUAUUCCUCAUUUAUUUAUUUUACACGGAAAUCUAUGAGAACCCAUAGCACGAAUUCGUUGAUGAUUGGAAUAUCCAUUGCUGAUAUGAUAACUCUCUUGAUGUUUAUUAAUCAUAGAAUUCAGUUGGAUUGGAUAACAAAGUUUUCAUGCUAUAACAGUUACAAUUUUGCCAUGAACGUGGUUCGAUGGGUAUCAUAUAUUCUGCAGGACAGCUUUGAACGAGUUUCUUUUUACUUGGGGCUUUGUUUAGCACUGAUCCGUUGCAUUAUUAUGAAGCUCUCAGGUAAUGCGCCUGAUGCCCUUUCAACUACCACAAAUGGCUAUUUGCUCACCCUUUUUUUUGUCCUAGUCAACACGAUGAUCUCGUGUAUCUACUACUAUGGGUUCAAGAUAAUAAAGGACAAAGAGCCAUGGACUCCUGGUGCUGGAUGCACCGGGUUUUCGGCAAACUAUACUGAGCCCUAUUACUAUCGGGUAGAAAAAAAGCGCCAGCUAUUCCCUACUGACGCAUACGAUAUGUUCAAUGGAAUCUCUGAUAUUGCCAUUGCAGCACUUUACCCAAUUUUCGGUUUGCUUUUGAUGUUCGAAGUACUGAAAUCUGCCAAAGUUGCGUCGACAAUGCUCAGCAAGAAAGAUGCGGUGGAAAGAUACCACACCGGUCGAAUGAUACUUGUUAUGACAAUUUUCUACAAUAGAUUGUUACACGAAAAAAUAGAUUGA